GAUUAUGUUAAUUGGCAAUAUUCUUUAUUUUUGGCUAGGAGCUUUCAUUAGUUAUUAAUUUGCAACACGACCUUCUUUUCGUUGUCAAGCAAGAUGGCGGAUCAGACAGAGAAAGCGUUUCAGAAGCAGGCUACGGUCUUCCUCAACAAGAAGGGGGGACUGAAGAGGAAAGACAUGAGACAUUCUAAGAAUGUCGGUCUUGGUUUCAAGACUCCGCGUGAGGCGAUCGAAGGCACAUACAUCGACAAGAAGUGCCCAUUCACUGGUAACGUGUCGAUCCGUGGUCGUAUCCUCACCGGAGUGGUCCAGAAGAUGAAGAUGCAGAGGACCAUCGUCAUCAGACGUGACUACCUGCACUACCUGCCUAAGUACAAUAGAUUCGAGAAACGUCACAGAAACAUGUCGGUCCAUUUAUCUCCAUGCUUCAGGGACGUUGAACUCGGAGACAUCGUGACAAUCGGCGAGUGCCGGCCGCUCUCCAAGACCAUCCGUUUUAACGUACUCAAAGUCACGAAGGGCAAGGGCUCCAAAAAAUCCUUCAAAAAGUUCUAAAUAAACUUAUGUUUUAAGUA
Spodoptera litura is the source of this 572-nucleotide messenger RNA. RefSeq names its product ribosomal protein S11 (gene RpS11). Gene Ontology annotation, molecular function: structural constituent of ribosome. Gene Ontology annotation, biological process: translation. The record is from RefSeq and is a predicted model, not a curated record. NCBI's taxonomy places the organism in Eukaryota, Metazoa, Arthropoda, Insecta, Lepidoptera, Noctuidae. Gene Ontology annotation, cellular component: ribosome; cytosolic small ribosomal subunit.